AUGGAUAACAAGAUGAUAAUGCAUGGCAUUGUGGAAUUUCUUGAGGAUAUCUGUGAAUACAAGGGAAUCAUGUUUGAUUAUGGAGCAGAUGUAGCAACUGGAAAGCAGGAUUUUAACCAGGGCAUGCUUCAGAGUAAGAUCAGAAUUAGUUAUUUAUUGAGUUUAUCCGAAAAAGCAUCAAAAUCAAAGCAUGAUUGGUAA
Molecule: messenger RNA, 201 nt
Organism: Ordospora colligata OC4
Lineage: Eukaryota; Fungi; Microsporidia; Ordosporidae
Exons: 1
Coding region: 1-201 (66 amino acids)
Source: RefSeq, a predicted model, not a curated record